Schistocerca cancellata (South American locust) is the source of this 1408-nucleotide messenger RNA. RefSeq lists its product as uncharacterized. Gene Ontology annotation, biological process: defense response. The transcript has 6 exons. The coding region runs from base 381 to 1220 and encodes 279 amino acids. The record is from RefSeq and is a predicted model, not a curated record. Gene Ontology annotation, cellular component: extracellular region. NCBI's taxonomy places the organism in Eukaryota, Metazoa, Arthropoda, Insecta, Orthoptera, Acrididae.
UGACAGCGCACGAGGCCAACGAGUUUCUCGUUGGGAGUUCCUCGUUGGCCUCGACAGUGACAGUAUACAUGUGAUGUGUUACUACAGUGAAAGGAACCUGUGACCACUGAAGUGUUUUCUUUCUCCACGAGACAGUGUCACAAAUUCCUCCAAGAACUCGUAACACAUCACACAUACAAAUGUCAUACUAACAAAUGUAAAUCCACCUGAUGAUGAAGAUUUAAACCUUUGAAAAGCGCCGUGGAGAUCACAUAACAGCCGCUGGGUGCACACACUUUCCGAGUAUAGGCUGGGCGUUCUAGGUCGGGCCAGUUAGCAUCCAGGAAGAACCGUUGCGUCUCAGCACACCAGUGCAGAAGUCAUCGAAAAUUCUGUGGCCGAUGGCGACAUGGAUGAGGAACUACCAGCGCUAUAUAACCCGCUGCGGCUCCACAGAACACCGUCGUCUUUUGGCUGAUUCGGUGGCAGCAAGAUAUCACAGCAAAACCUCCGAGAUGAGCGUGAUGACAUUUUUGUUAUUAGUGCUGGGUGUCACCGCCUUGAGUGAAGGAAGGAGUGUUGUGUUCGAGAACAGACGCAGAGAUACUGUGUGGGUGGGCACCCUUGGCAGUGCUGGAAGGGGAACUCCCAAAGGAGGCGGUUGGGAGAUGCGCCCUGGUUCUUUGGUCACCAUCGACAUGGACGAUCAAUGGGUAGGUCGCUUCUGGGGUCGCACUGGCUGCUUAUUCGAUGGCUACGGACAUGGCAGAUGCCAGACAGGAGACUGUGGCAGGAGGCUGCAGUGUAACGGCACCGGCGGCCAGCCUCCUGUAACGUUUGCAGAAGUCGAACUGGGCGGUUGGGGCAGUCAGGACUUCUACAGCAUCAGUCUUGUUGAUGGCUUCAAUAUCCCCAUCACGAUAGAGCCCAUCGACAAGCAAGGUGGCGGCGACCGCUACCGCUGCAACCCCGCAUCCUGCCCCACCGACAUAAACGCGCUGUGCCCACUCAAGCUCCGCUCCGACGGCGGCUGCAAGAGCGCGUGCCUUGCCUUCAACACAGACCAGUACUGCUGCCGCGGCCGCUUCAACUCAGCACAAGCCUGCAGGUCCUCCUCGUGGCCAAGGAACUACCCCGCCUUCUUCAAGGGCCUGUGUCCCGACGCCUACAGCUACCCCUACGAUGACCACCGGAGCACCUUCACUUGCGAAAAAGCAUCCUACAGGAUCAUCUUUAGUUGAGCCACUGUUAGGAACACAUGAUUCACUUUCCUUCAACAACCCAGGCUUUUAACAAUCAGCUGCAACAAAAUAAAUGACUAAACAAAUAAAGUAGAUAUAAGUUCAUCCAAACUUUUUAUUGCAUGAUGAAUGAGCACUUCCAAUGUAUGAUACAUUUUGUGACUCAAUUACAGGAAUAAACUCUUCAU